Molecule: messenger RNA, 2311 nt
Organism: Triticum dicoccoides
Lineage: Eukaryota; Viridiplantae; Streptophyta; Magnoliopsida; Poales; Poaceae
Product: glucose-6-phosphate 1-dehydrogenase 2, chloroplastic-like
Exons: 10
Coding region: 127-1914 (595 amino acids)
Biological process (GO): pentose-phosphate shunt, oxidative branch; glucose metabolic process
Cellular component (GO): chloroplast stroma
Molecular function (GO): NADP binding; glucose-6-phosphate dehydrogenase activity
Source: RefSeq, a predicted model, not a curated record
UCCCCAUCCCCGCCCGUCCUAUCGCCACUUCGCCCAGCCCGCCAGCCGCCCCGCUCCGCCUAGUCUUCUCCGAAGGAAGCUGCCGCAGCCAACUGCGACGGCCGCCGACGGACCGAGCCAGGGCCCAUGGCGCUCUCCUGCAUGAGGUGCCCGGCGGCCGGCGCCGGCGGAGGCGCUGCGGCCGCCCGCCGCCCCGCGGGCCCGCGGCUGGUGCCCUCCUCGUCCCUCGCCGUCUCCUUCGCCAGAUGCGGCGGGAGAUCGGCCGCGGCCGCCGCCUCGGGGUGGCGCAUCCACGCCGUCGCCGGGAAAGGAGUGAAAGCCCCCAUGGAUGCCGUGGAGAGCGCUGUUGCUCCUGCCGCCCCGUCAAUGGUGGAAAAUGGCAGUUCAUCAAUCACCGUAGAGGAAUUUGAAGAUUUAGCCUCCCUAGUGAAGGAUGACGAGGCGUCGGUUAGCAUCACUGUAGUUGGAGCGUCCGGUGACCUUGCGAAGAAGAAGAUAUUUCCUGCCCUUUUUGCUCUUUACUAUGAAGGCUGUCUUCCCAAGCAUUUCUCCAUCUUUGGCUAUGCACGAAGUAAAAUGACAGAUGCUGAACUGAGAGACAUGGUCAGCAAAACACUGACUUGUCGGAUUGAUAAAAGGGAGAACUGUAGUGAGAAAAUGGAAGAGUUUCUGAAACGAUGCUUCUACCACUCAGGUCAAUAUGAUUCAGAGGAAGAUUUCAAGGAGCUAAGCAAGAAGAUCAAACAACAUGAGGGUCCCAGAGUAUCUAACCAUCUUUUCUACCUGUCAAUACCGCCAAAUAUAUUCCUGGAUGUUGUCAAAUGUGCAAGCAAAUCAGCAUCAUCUGUGAGUGGCUGGACAAGGGUAAUUGUUGAAAAACCCUUUGGCCGGGACUCAGAGUCUUCUGCUGCCCUAACAAAAGGUCUGAAGCAGUACCUGACAGAGGACCAAAUCUUCAGGAUUGACCAUUACUUGGGAAAGGAGCUGGUGGAGAACUUAUCUGUCCUUCGCUUCUCGAAUCUUGUUUUUGAGCCUCUGUGGUCAAGGCAGUACAUAAGGAAUGUGCAACUGAUAUUCUCAGAAGACUUUGGCACUGAAGGGCGAGGAGGGUACUUUGAUAGCUACGGUAUUAUCCGAGACAUAAUGCAGAACCAUCUUCUUCAGAUACUAGCUCUAUUUGCAAUGGAAACUCCUAUUAGCUUGGAAGCAGAGGACAUACGAAACGAGAAGGUGAAAGUUUUGCGCUCCAUGAAGCCGUUGCGACUAGAAGAUGUGGUAAUAGGACAGUAUAAAAGUCAUACGAAGGGUGGUAUUACAUACCCUGGAUACACUGAAGAUAAGACGGUGCCCAAGGGUAGUCUGACUCCAACAUUUGCUGCAGCUGCGCUUUUUAUAAAUAACGCUAGAUGGGAUGGAGUUCCCUUUCUCAUGAAGGCUGGGAAAGCUUUGCAUACUAAACAGGCUGAGAUUAGAGUACAGUUCCGACAUGUUCCUGGAAAUCUCUACAAGGGGUCUUUUGGAACAGAUCUUGACAGGGCUACUAACGAGCUUGUGAUACGCGUGCAACCAGACGAAGGAAUUUACCUAAAGAUUAACAACAAGAUUCCUGGUCUUGGCAUGAGACUAGAUAGAAGCAAUUUGAAUCUGCACUAUGCAGCAAGGUACCCGAAGGAGAUACCGGAUGCCUACGAGAGGCUGUUGCUCGACGCGAUAGAAGGAGAGCGAAGGCUCUUCAUCCGGUCGGACGAGCUGGACGCCGCGUGGGAGCUCUUCACGCCCCUUCUGAAGGAACUGGAGCAGAAGCGGAUGGCCCCUGAGCUUUACCCCUACGGGAGCCGUGGGCCUGUGGGCGCUCACUACCUGGCAGCCAAGUAUAACGUGAGAUGGGGCGACCUGGGCGGCUCGGAACACUAGGAAGAGAGUGUAGUUUCACGCGGGUGGUGAUGAUUUCUGUUUUUGGCGGUGAUUGAUUCCGCCGUCACAAUUUCCGCAAAAGGCCUGCACGCCCCCAGAUAGUGGGAGAUGCAGGGAACAGGUCUGAAUAAGGGUGAGCGGUCGGUGAUGCUUGUGUUCGUCGAUCGACCGUGAAUAUAUUUGUUGGUACCACUGGCUUACAUAUUCUGUGAUUCUUAAGAGGCGAAGCUGAGGGCAGAAAGCUCAUUCAUCUUGGCUGUUCAUCGGCUCAUUUGGUUGUCUGGCCUGGGCUGGGCUGGGCUGUUGUAUUGGAACUGCUGAUUGUGUAACUGAUGCCGGUGUUCGGUUGGACAUACUCGGUGGUACACUAUAUAAGACUUAUUACUGCAAUCGUUUU